Colias croceus (clouded yellow) is the source of this 1273-nucleotide messenger RNA. RefSeq names its product replication factor C subunit 4. Gene Ontology annotation, molecular function: ATP hydrolysis activity; DNA binding; ATP binding. Gene Ontology annotation, biological process: DNA repair; DNA-templated DNA replication. Gene Ontology annotation, cellular component: DNA replication factor C complex; nucleus. The record is from RefSeq and is a predicted model, not a curated record. Bases 86 to 1138 code for a protein of 350 amino acids. The transcript is spliced from 6 exons. NCBI's taxonomy places the organism in Eukaryota, Metazoa, Arthropoda, Insecta, Lepidoptera, Pieridae.
UUAAAAAACUAAUUUUUUUGAAUAAUUAAUUAAUUACAACUUCAAGGAUUAUACAUUUUCAUCUCAAAAAUAUCAAUUUGAAAAUAUGCAGGCAUUUUUAAAGACAGGUAAAAUCACCGCUUCUGAUAAAGCAAGCACUUCGGGUGUAAAAUCCACUAAGAAGAAACCUCCAGCACCAUGGGUUGAAAAAUACCGCCCGAAAACUAUUGACGAUAUUGUGGAUCAAGGAGAGGUUGUGCAAGUUUUGAGGGAAUGCUUAUCUGGCAGUGAUUUGCCUCAUCUCUUGUUUUACGGACCACCCGGAACAGGAAAAACCAGUGCGAUAUUAGCAGCAGCUCGACAACUCUUUGGUGAUAUUACUCGGGACCGUGUUUUAGAAUUAAAUGCUUCAGAUGAACGCGGAAUUCAAGUUAUUAGGGACAAAGUGAAAUCAUUUGCUCAGUUAACUGUUAGUAACACUAAACCAGAUGGCAGACCAUGUCCAGCAUAUAAACUGGUGAUCCUCGAUGAAGCAGACUCCAUGACGAACGCAGCACAAGCAGCUCUCCGUAGAACAAUGGAGAGAGAGACUCGCACAACCCGUUUCUGUCUCAUUUGCAACUAUGUAUCGAGAAUUAUUCCUCCAAUUACUAGUAGAUGCUCUAAGUUCAGAUUUAAGCCGUUGGCUAGAGAAAAUGUUAUAAAAAGAUUGCGUGAAAUAUGCGGCUCAGAAGGUGUAGAUGUCGGCGAGGGUGAGGUCCUACACCAGGCGGUAGACACUUGUGAUGGGGACCUUCGUCGUGCACUCACAGCUUUGCAGUGCUGUCAGCGACUACUCGGCAAGAUCACUGCUGAGGGACUUAUUGAGGUGACAGGGCUGGUUCCAGAUAAAUUAGUCAAUGAAUAUUUGAGUACCAAAAACUACAGUGAAUUGGAGCAAUUUGUAGAAAAGUUUCUAAUGGACGCCUAUUCCGCAUCUCAGUUGUUAGAGCAGUUGAGUGCGACAGUGGUGAACAGCGGCCAUUUGACGAACAAACAGAAGUGCUCUAUAAGCGAGAAGCUCGCAGUUUGCUCCCACAGGCUGCUAGAUGGCGGCGCUGAAGUCAUGCAACUCACAGACUUGGGCUGCACUAUCAUAAUGGCCAAUAAUAACCCCUAAAUCUUACCCCUUCCCAAUUUUCUAAGUAUAAAUGCAUGAGUCAAGCCAUUGAAAUUGUUUUGCCCGUCAGGUUCUUAUUCUUUUCGUUUUCUAAGAACCGCGCUAUUGUUUCGGUAAUAUAACGAUUUGUUGCGA